AAUCCGGACUAUCGGAACAAAUGCCUUAGUUGCGGCAUUCGUUAAUCGGCUCACCUCCCAGGCGGUUCGCAUGGAAGAGCCUGAAUAAGCGUUCAAGAACCGAUAGGGAGCAUUGAGCCCGAGAAACUUUGUCACAGUUGCUGACUACUGGCGGAACGCCGGCAACGUUGUCGUAGUCCUGCUGAAUAAACCAAAGAAUGCUACGUUAAAAGAGACCAUGCAGACUCGAUUGUUCAGCAUUCCCCAACCAUGGCAGAUCUUUUGAAUGUAGCUACGGCGAUGUCGCUUUCUGGACGAGUAGGCCUCGUUACAGGCGGAGGAACGGGAAUAGGAUUUAUGAUUGCUAAAGCCUUCGCUGCGAAUGGUGCGAAAGUAUACAUCACAGGGCGAAGGCUGGAUGUACUAGAGAAAGCUGCAGCGUCAAUCACAGGCGUCCCGGGAUCCAUUGUUCCACUCCAGAUGAAUGUGACAGAUGAAGAAAGCGUCAAGGCUGGCGCAAAGCUCAUUGAGGGAAUCGAUGGCAAGCUCGAUAUCCUCGUUAACAAUGCUGGGUUCGGCACCUCCCUUCGCGAUCCAGAUUUCUCUGCGAAGAAGCUAGCAGCAUCGGAUCCUUUCGAGCCCGAGACGGUACAGAAUUGGUUGGACAUCUUCGCACUCAACACUAUCGCGCCCUUCUUUGUCGUUCGCGCCUUCCAGUCCCUCCUCAUUAAAGGAGCACAUUCCCGCCCUCAAGGAACAUCGAGCGUCAUCAACAUUAGCAGUGUGGGGGCAAUCAUAAACACACCAGUAAAGAUGGGCUGCUUAGCAUACGGCCCGACGAAAGCAGCUUUGGAAAAGCUCACCCACGUUCUGGGAACGAGUUUUGCUGGGAGAGGUAUCCCGAUCCGGGUAAAUGCGCUUGAGCCCGGCUUGUUUCCGUCGGAGAUAGCUACUCGUGAAGUAGUGAAAAUGAUGAACUUUGCAGAGCCAUUGCCUGGGUUUGGGGCUCCCAUACCCGCGAGGAGACCAGGAACUGAUGCGGAGAUGGGAAUGGCGGCGAUCUACUUGGCAGUAUCUGACUAUACGAACGGGGCGAUUUCGAGUGUUGAUGGUGGAGUAGCAUUGGUUAAUCCUUGAAGGGUUGAUCUUUUAAUGAAAUCAAGUGACUGCCUUCCCCGGGGAAGCAUGCCGCUGUCGUUGUGAGAUCACAUUGUACACACUCUCCCAUGAACGCCGGGAUCGGAUGUCGACUAUUCUUCCUUCGAUAUCGCUCGACUGGACUGAUGUCUAAAAAUGAACAUCGCUUAUGCGGCAGUUGAUUUAUGGGUGUAGGCCAAACCGGACCUAACUAGGAUCUAACUAUGUACAAACAAGUCCUAGACUAAUUCGGAAGUCGGAGUUUGAAUUAAUUAAUUCCCUGUAUGAGCGUUGAGGCAGCUUACGCAGUUGUGCCUUGCCUUCAUCUCUUCAGCUUGGCGGGGGUAUCUGUAGAAGUGCAUAAUGUAUUUAUGAAUGUCUGAG
This is a messenger RNA of Desarmillaria tabescens, 1500 nucleotides long. RefSeq names its product short-chain dehydrogenase. The transcript has 6 exons. NCBI's taxonomy places the organism in Eukaryota, Fungi, Basidiomycota, Agaricomycetes, Agaricales, Physalacriaceae. Bases 250 to 1116 code for a protein of 288 amino acids. The record is from RefSeq and is a predicted model, not a curated record.